AUGGGCUUGAAGAGUACUGAUUUCUUCGAGAACACCUCCUACGAGGCCGACACACACAUCAUUGUGUGCAACGAGUGUCUGACACAUUUGUGUUUGUCGUCGCUCGUGCUCCUGGACAAGUUUUGCAGCCAGCUGGGCGACGCCUACCUAGUGGACCGCGUAAUCAACGUGCAGCCAGAUGGCGAGGACCGCAAAACGCCCAUGAAGACGGGCGUGUAUUUGAUCAACAAGAUCCGGUGUCUGCAGUGUGCCACCACGCUUGGCUGGCUCUACAAGAAACUGUUCAGCUACUCGGAGUUGUACAAGGAAGGCAAGUAUGUGAUUGAACGAGCCUUCAUCCACGAAAUCCCAAACCUCAGCUCGAACGAGGCAUUAGUGCGGCAGGCCCGCCGUCUGCGCCGCCGCCGCUCCUCCAAUAUGUCCAGUGUGUCUUCGAGCUCAGACGAGGUUUUGCCAACUCCAAGUUCGCUUGAUCCGAUGUUGCGUCGUGCCUUGGUUGGCAAGGACGACGACCACGUUUUUGUGGACGCUUAA
Messenger RNA from Clavispora lusitaniae ATCC 42720, 534 nucleotides. It is a transcript of the gene MOH1, whose product is annotated as Moh1p. The record is from RefSeq and is a predicted model, not a curated record. Lineage: Eukaryota; Fungi; Ascomycota; Pichiomycetes; Serinales; Metschnikowiaceae.